CGUCAGUCAACCGAGAGAGAGAGAGAGAGCUUUAAAUUUGUUUGGUUCGGUGCUGUUUGGUGUAAAAUUUUGUUUUUGUGUAAAACUGUAAACUUCUUAUGUUCUCAUAACGUAAUAAAGAGGCCAAUACAGAUAUAAGGGCUCUGUUUAUUUUGUGUUCGUUUUACCUAUCUAAGGGGCUAUUCUCGGUACGUUGAUUUUUAAACAACAGAGGUGUAAGGAUAAAAUAUUCAAUGUAUCUAUUAUAAAAUUAAAACGUUUAAUACAGUAUAAAUGAGAGCUCAUUGAAGAAUAACAAGGGAUAAACAUGACUAAUUUAAAAUUUAACAACAGCAGCACUGACAGUAGUUCAGGAUCCUCAUCAGACUCUAGCAGCAGUGUCAGCUCUACUACUAGCUCAGGAUCUGGUUCUUCUAGUUCUGAUUCUGAAUCAUCCACUUCCGAUGCCCCAGCAACCACAACCGUACCAACACCAAAAUCACCUGUGAAACCCACACCAGAGGAUACAAAAAAGAAAGAUGACCCAAAACCGAGGCGACCUUCUAAAGUAAAAGUGUCAUCAUCAAGUGAAGAUGAAGCUCCUAAACCUCCUAGCCCUAAACCACAAGCACCUAGGCGAAGAGGUUCGACUAAACCAAAAUCAGCUGUUGCGGUUCUUGCUAAAGGCAAAACAGCAUCUAGACCAUCAACUGGUGCUAAAACUACUAAGCCAUCUGCCAAAACUGCAGUUAAACCAAAAAAUGAUACUUCAACAUCAAAAAAGAAGAGCAUAUUUUCACCAGAUAACAGCUCUGAAUCAGAAUCUGGAAGUAAAUCAUCUAAGAGUGUAAAGGGCUCUCCGAAACUAAAGAGAGGAUCUCGAAAGUCUAGUGAUGAGAAAGAUGAUUCCCCUGUUAUUAUUGCGGAUGGAGAUGAUUCUUCACAAAAAGAUGGGACUAAACGUAGAAGCGGCAACAGGUCUAGUGGACCACCUCCGAAAAAACCUGUUGAGGAAAAAAGUACAUCGUCAUGUACUUCAAGUCAAUCUUCUGUUGAGUCUGUAUCAUCUGAUAGUAAUAGUGAACCAACACCUAAGAAAGAACCAGCAAAAACUGGGAAGAGUAAAGCACCACCUUCUACAUCUAAGGAAGAAACAGCGAAAAGUGGAUCGUCUUGUUCUACGCCUCCCAGCUCAAUGCCACGCAAGCUGACAAGGUCUUUGUCAGCGCGCGUGUCCAGAUUGGCUAAGGCGCGACCCGCCAAUACUGACACAGACUCCGAGGCCGAGGACAAGACCAGCAGCGACAAGAGCAAAGACAGCAACAGCAAAAAGCCAAUGAAGGGCCGGCCCGUGCCGCGGUCUCCGCCGUCGCCGCAGGAGCCCCGCGAGCGCUGCUGUCCUGUGCGCGGAUGCGACUCACUAGGACACCUUGGGGGCAAAGCUCCGCGUCAUUUUACAUGGGACGCUUGUCCCGUGUAUCACAAUGUGACGGCCACUUGGUGUGUCGCCGCUUCAGAGGAGAGAGCAGCCGCUAGUAGUACAAGGCGGAGAGCGCUUCAAGCUUUACAACAACGUCCGAGAUCUAUGCCUACUAUAGACCAGCGUGCUUAUCAGCUUAAAGUUAAGGAUAUGCGUUCCAAAUGGAAAGGCAGUCAAGAGCUUCGCGACAAGCUGGCUGCGUCUACAGAGGAAGUUACUGAAGAACGAGAGCCCAUGCUGGAAGGGUUCGCGCCAGACUACGACUUGAGACUAUUCCGCGAAGCACAGGCUUUGGCCGCUAUUAGGGUGGAAGAUGAAUUGGGAGACCUUCCGAGUGAUAAGGGAACUAGAUAUGUGGUGAUGGGCAAAUACAUGAUGGAGGUGUGGUAUCAGUCUCCGUACCCUGGCAAUGCUGCUCGAGUGCCGCGUCUGUUCGUUUGCGAGUUCUGCCUGAACCACCAGCAGUCCGCCUCGGGCCACGCCCGCCACCGCGCCAAAUGUGUGUGGCGACACCCGCCUGGGGAUGAAGUGUAUCGAAAAGACAACUUGAGUGUAUGGCAAGUCGACGGCCGGAAGCAUAAACAGUAUUGCCAGCAGCUCUGCCUUUUGGCCAAGUUCUUCUUAGACCACAAAACACUUUACUAUGAUGUGGAGCCGUUCUUAUUCUACGUGAUGACCUGUUCUGAUAGUGAGGGGUGCCAUAUCGUCGGAUACUUCAGUAAGGAAAAGAAUUCGUUCCUGAAUUACAACGUAUCCUGCAUUUUGACCCUGCCGCCGUAUCAGAGACAGGGCUACGGGAGACUGCUCAUAGACUUCAGUUACCUUCUGACAAAAGUGGAGGGUAAAGUCGGCUCUCCUGAAACUCCUCUAUCAGAUCUCGGUCUCAUAUCUUACCGAUCUUAUUGGAAGGAGGCUUUGCUCCGGCGACUGUGCUCUGCUCCUGGCUCAACUCUUUGCAUCAGGGAUUUGAGUAAGGACCUUGCGAUAGCGUCUUCUGACAUAGUGUCGACGCUUCAGGAAAGAGGCCUUAUGAAGUAUUGGAAGGGGAAGCAUAUCGUGCUGAAGAAGCAGGAGGUGCUAGAGGAAGUGUCACGCCGCGCGUCGCGUGCCCGCUGCGUGGACGCGGCGUGCCUGCGCUGGAGCCCGCCGGCGGUGUCCGCGCCGCCCCGCUGACGCCGCGCGCCCGGCCCGCGUGCCGGCCGCGCGCGCCGCCUCCGACAGCGACCCAACAGCAGCGCCGCGCGCGCGCUUCUCUAGGGUCCGAUCUACUCGAGCCUGGUGGUCCAACGCGGAGCCGUAACCACGGUUGUCCGCCGCCGGAGGCAACCCCAAGCUGAGUAGAGUACCAGUAGAUCCCAUAUCAACAUAUAAUGCCGCCGAACAAUAAGAUAACUCCGAAGUUUUCGGAAGAAAUCGAACUUUCUAGUUAAAUUUCGUUCGUUACUGAAUAUAGGAUUAUUAAUUGGUUAACCAGCGCUUUCUAAGCUACGGUGGAGAAGCGACGCACCAAUUCCACUGCUGAUUUCCAAGAAGUUGAAAAAGUACGGUAAUACCACGUUUAGAAGUUAUUUGUGUCUUUAGAAAGCUGAUAUUCAGCGGACAUGAUUGGGUAACAUAUUCAGCCAUUCAUAUGAACAAGCGUCGAUUAUUGGUUGAUUCUAACGUAUGUAGUACUGAUAUUUCUAUUCAACGCCAUUUUUCCUGUUCUUGUGAUUACCAUGGAAGACGAGGUGACUUCUGAAAAUGGUUUUCUGUACCUACCUUAAGGAUAUGUUUUGCGUGACACGGCCACGCAAGUUUCAGCGCUAUUCAUACAAACUUAUUUAAACUUAGGACUUUUUCUGCAUUUUGAGGUCGUUUCCCACCUAAUUACCACGAAAAUAGUAGUAGUAACUAGUUCCACCUAGUUCCAUUAAAAUUCUAAAGGAAAAUGUGAACAGUCUGAUAUAAAUUGUACUCUACUGGCAUAAACGUCAUUUUAGAUGAUGACGGUCCGUCCCAGUGGAAACAGGCCCUAAGCUAACAAAAUAAUAGGUGAAUUAAAAAAAAAGACAGUUGAGUGUUAGUAAUGGAGUUGAUGAAUUAUCGUCCAAAAUAUUAUUUUACUGCGUUUUGUAUGAAUUCGCGCUGACAACUGUGGCUUAGAAAUAAUUUGUAGGUAAAUUAAUAUAUUUUGUACAUUUUCCUGUUAUGGUUGUUAAUUUUAAGGCUUAGUUGUUUAAUUGAAAAUGCAAUAUUAUAUUAAUGUCAAAACAAUGAACACUAUAAUUAUAUAAAUGUAAACAUAGAUGAGAGCCCCUAUUUAUGGCCCUUUUUUACCUUUGUACGCAGUUUUAUAUAUUAAUAAUGAUCGUUUAUAAUAAUAUAAUUUACUAAAUGUCUACAUAAUAAAUAUACAAAUGUAUCUGACAAAUUGUUGCACGGGAUUCUUGUACGAAUUUUAAAGCCUGCGCAUACAAGGAACUUAUCGCGGAUAUGUCCGCCUGACAUCUUGUAAAUUCUUGUAUAUUUUCUAUCUGCACAAAUAGUUUUAUUAAUUCACUUGUCUUUAAAAUGCAUUAAUCGUUUAGGAAAAGCAUUAUUAGUAUAAUAAUUAUGUGGCAAAUGUACCUUAAAUGUUAUAAAUAAGUUAAAGUGUAAGCAAUAAUAGUCAAGUGAACACUGAAUGUAGACUUUGGUAGUAAAUAUAAUAAUUUCUGUAGCAUCAAUCAAUUCGUAAAUCUGUCAAGAAAUUAAAGUUUUGGUGACUACGUUUAGCGUUAAAAAUCUAAAAUAAUGAUAUAAAUGAAUGUUUUUACAUUUUUAUAUGAAGUAUCAAUUUUUAUAGAUUUAUUCAUUAUUUCCAACGAUCACUUUGUAAGGAAUUGUCAAAUUAAAUACAAAUACUUUAUUUGCUAUAAAUGCGGUACAAUUAUAGGUGUUACAAAGCAUAUACAUUUCGCGCAUUUAACCAGUCAUGGCAUGCAAAAAUUGCGAACAAUAAUUCUAUAAACUCAUUAAUUCAUUCACAUAAUCACGUCUAUAGACCUUGUGGGGUAGACAGAGGCAGUCUUGAAAGACUGAUAGGCCACGUUCAGCUGUUAGGCUUAACGAUAAAAUUGAGAUUCAAAUAAUGACAGGUUGCUUACCCAUCGCCUAAAAGAAUAAUCCCAAAUGUAUAAGCUUAUCCCUUAGUCGCCUUUUACGACAUCCAUUGGGAAGAGAUAGAGUGGUACAAUUUUUUUUUUAAUAUUGGUGCCGGGAACCACAUUGCACUAAAGAAAUAUAAAAAAUAUAAAAGGACUCAAAUGCCAUCGAUCAAAUAUGGUUACAUAACUGUUUACUAUUAUUACUUUCACAGCUAUAUAACUAUAGUUACCUAUUAAUCCCUAUCAGUGGCAUUUAUUAACCUGCCACAGGUGAUUUCACUUGUUUUAAUAUGGCUUUUGAAUUUAGCCAAAUGUAAUACGCGCUGCAGAAAGUUAACUAAAAUUAUUUUUAUAUUUAGGUGAUGUUAAUGUAAAUAUGACAAUGUGGGAGGACGACAUAGUGAUACAUUGGAUAAAUUAAUUGAUAGCUUUCAUAGUACAAAUUAUUAAUAGUUAAACUUUAUGGAAAACAUCUAUUCACUAUGGAGUAAGACCUGUUAGGAUCUCAUUUUUUGUACUGAUCUCAAGAAAUAAAAAGAAAUACAAUGUUGUAUAAUGAAUUAUUGGAUAUAGAUCAGAUGUUACUCGAAUACACAUUUACUUUUCUCACACGUUCAGUAAAGAUGAGUAGUACCAGAAUUUCUUGUAACUUAAAAGAUAUCUUUUUCACUAUUAUCUUGUUAAAAUUUUGGAGAUUUUAUAGAUUUAACCUAAAGGUCAGUGUAAAGAGUAUAAAUUUUCCAGUGGUUGGAAAUUUUUAUGUGAAUAAAUCUUUGUUUAACGUACAAAA
Molecule: messenger RNA, 5377 nt
Organism: Amyelois transitella
Lineage: Eukaryota; Metazoa; Arthropoda; Insecta; Lepidoptera; Pyralidae
Gene: chm
Product: histone acetyltransferase KAT7
Exons: 12
Coding region: 308-2632 (774 amino acids)
Biological process (GO): regulation of DNA-templated transcription
Cellular component (GO): nucleus
Molecular function (GO): zinc ion binding; histone acetyltransferase activity
Source: RefSeq, a predicted model, not a curated record